Messenger RNA from Tetranychus urticae (two-spotted spider mite), 6887 nucleotides. Its product is annotated as MAM and LDL-receptor class A domain-containing protein 1. Gene Ontology annotation, cellular component: membrane. The record is from RefSeq and is a predicted model, not a curated record. Lineage: Eukaryota; Metazoa; Arthropoda; Arachnida; Trombidiformes; Tetranychidae. Gene Ontology annotation, molecular function: protein binding.
UUUUGAUUAAGUUCCAUUCAAAUUAAUUUGCUCAUUGUUUUAAUUUGCAUAUUUGUGUUUGAAUAAACACAAUCUGAACAUUAAAUGUUGGUUCAAAUGAAGAUUCACAAUGUAUUUACAAUUUUUUUAUUCACAUUUUUCAUCAUUAAAUGUUCAAUAUCAACUGAUAUCGAUACGUUACAGUGUCACUUUACUGAUGGAUUUUGUAAUUGGUUGAAUCAAGAUGAAAAAUGGAAGCUCGGUGAUUAUACAAAUGUUACCUUUGGAAGACCUGUUCGUCCUUUAGUUAAAGGCGGCUAUGUUUAUGUUAGUGAUGGGCCUAACCUAAAUGGUUACCAGAUUUUGUCUCCAAUUUUGGAUCAAGAUGUUGAACCAUUUUGUUUAUCGUUCAAUUAUUACAUGUUUGGACCUGAUGUUGGUCAACUAACGCUUAGACUGAUCGACGAUAAUGGAUCCGGUAAUCAAUGGGUUGAAGUAGAUAAUGACGUUUGGAAUAGAAAAGGAUCACAAGAUGACGAUUGGUUUACUGGAAGGUAUCAUUUUACAUCGAAGAGAAAGACUAAAGUCAGGCUUGCUUUUGUAGCUACAUCAAGCAACAUUGCUCUAGGACCAAUUAAAGCUAAUCCAGGAUCCUGCGAUUAUUCAAAUUUAUGUAACUUUGAAGACAUUUCUGUAUGCUUUUGGUUUAUUGAACCCGAUUACUCAAGCAAUUUUGCUUGGUAUAUAUCGGAUGGAAAAUCUUCUGAAGGAAGCUUCAUAUUUAAAGAUGCUACAACUCAAUCUGAAUCUGGAAAAUUUUUGAGGACUCCAAAUGAUGGUGCUAUUGACAGUAAAAGUUUAUUAACCACCAAGGUUGUAUUGAAUUCAGAUGAAGCCAAGUGUAUGAGUUUCAACUUAUUCAAACCAAAUAAGGAUUCAGACUUGGUCGAGAUAAAUCUUGUCAAUAAUCAAUCCGCAACAAGAUACAUUUGGACAUCUGCUUCAAUCAAACCUAACUCGAAUUGGCAACCAGUUAGGAUAAGUUUACUUGAAGAUGGUGACUUUAACAUAUUUAUUUCUGCUCAUAAACAUUCAAAUGGAAACGAUACUGCCGUUGCAAUUGAUGACAUUCAAAUUAAUCCGCAAUCAUGUAAAAAUCUAAUUGAUUGCUCCUUCGAUGACACAAACUGUGCUUUAAGCAUCACAUCAGGACCACUUCUGAUCGGCUUUGGUCGCUUGUCUAAUGCAGAAUCCUUGAAUUAUACCAUGGAUUCUUUCAAAGAUAACGAUCCAAAUGAUUUUUUCAUUUACACAGAUAUUCCAACUACAAAUCAAUCUAUUACAUAUUCAUUUUCUACUCCUGCAGUUCCUAGCACUGAUCUUGCGUGCUUGUCUUUCCUUUAUUUCAUGGAACCAAUCGAUUCGUUUGCUAAUUAUUUGUUUGAAGUAAAUGUACAAUCGUCUUCGGGAUAUAAUCUUUUGAAAUAUGAACCUCAAGUCACCUUUGCGAAAUGGACUUCUGCUGAAUUUAUAUUAUCAACUAUCGAACUAUAUCAGAUUGAGUUUAGUCUAACAACAGAAUCUCGAUUAUUUGCUGCUUUUGAUGACAUCAAAUUAGUUGAAGGACAAUGUGGCAAGCAGCAUUUAGAUGAACAUCCAUCACCUAAAAUUUACAGAAAAGAUUCUUUCGAUGAUUUGUCCAAUUGGUCAACAUGGUAUACCUGGAAAGUUGGAGUUUACAAUUCUACCGGAGUUUAUGAUUCUGGACUUCCAACUGCUGAUCCUUUUGGUGAAAGAAAUGGUAAAUAUCUAGCAUUGACAAACACAGGAACUCCAGUAACAGCGGAAUUACAUUCUCCUUAUUAUGAAAGCGGUUUCUAUUGUCUAUCAAUUUGGUAUUGGUGUUACACAGAAGAUUAUGCCCAUCUUUUUGUUGUGUUGACGUCAGAAAAUAAUAAAUCAGUUCCCAUUAUUAAUGCGCUUUGUGAUAAACAGAAACAUUGGAAGUUACUUGAGGCAACUUUUAGCAUGAAAGAAAAGUUCAAACUUCAAUUAAUUGGUGAGGUUAAAAUGGGUGAUAUUGCAUUGGAUGAAAUGACAAUUUUUAAUGGUCCUUGUUACCAUGAUCAAGUAAUUGAUGAAACUUGUACAUUUGAUGAUGGGACUGAUUGUGGCAUUGAUGUUGUAGCAUCACCUUAUUACAAUUGGAAGAUUGAAUCAGGUUUCCAGCUAUCGACACCCAUGGUUGAUAAAUCGACCGCUACAUUGAAUGGAAAAGCCUUAACUCUCGAUUUGUCACCUGUUCCUCAAAUCAACUCGACUUCAUAUUUCUUUUUGGCCAACCUGGUCAAAGAAGAUAGUUAUUGUAUUUCAUUUUCAUAUUAUAUUGAAGGUGAUUGUCAUUUAGAUAUUUGGAAAACUGAGAGAGGUAAUAUUGAAGAUUUAUCCGGUCCUUUGGUGACAUAUGAUAAUAAAUUUGAAUCAACUUGGACUAAAGUUACGUUCCAGAUUGAUGGUGUUACAAAAGAGAGUGACAUUGUUUUUGGUGGUACCUAUUCCUCUGGUUCAACUGGUUUACUUGCUGUUGAUGAUUUGACAAUUUCAUUAGGAGAAUGUAUUUCAUCUGUUUUGUGUGACUUUGAUUCGACUUGUAAUUGGGACAAUCUACCCAUAGGCACAACUAUACCUGUUGAUGAGCUGGGAAUAUCAUAUGUAGUAACAACGCGUUGGCAAAUCAAUCCAGCUUCAAUUGCCGUAGCACUUGGAUAUCCGAGAAAAGAUCAUACAUAUGGCUCAUCUAACAACCUGGACGGCUCUUAUGGAUAUGCUUUAAUUGCUUCGAUUGAGAAGGCAAUUUUAGCUUCCCCUGUUAUUUAUCUUGAUGCAAGUGAAACUAUUUGCCUUCGACUUGCCUAUGUUGCUGAAUACCCUGGUAGUAUUGAGGUUUUGGUUGAGCAACGCGAAAAUGAAGCUUAUAUUUUCAAAAAUUUACAAAGUUAUGGCUCACAAUCGUGGAAAUAUGUUGAUCUUACUAUUCCUUUGAGAAAGAGCCAAACUCGAAUGGCUAAAGUUUAUGUCGUCUCUUCUUCUGCAGGUCGAUCGGCUAUCGAUGAUGUUCUUGUUACUAAAGGUUCAUGCCCAAUCUCAACUGAGUUUUUUACGUGUUCCGAUGGAACUAAGUUGCCUCAAACAAGUCGCUGUGAUUACAUUAAAGAUUGUCAAAAAGGAGAAGACGAACAAAAUUGUGGGAGUUGUGAGUUUAAUGUUAAUGCUUGUGGUUUCAAAAGUUCAGGACAAGCUGCCUGGGGUAUCAGAAACUCUAACAUAGCCUUGGAUAAAAAUCAGAUUGGAAUUACUACCACUGGUUCUCUGGUUAGCCCAUUGAUUCAACGUACUUCAUCUUCAUGCCACCUAACCUUUUCUUACUCUAAACCUCAAUCUGACCAUUUGGAUGUUUCUCUUUUGAUGAAUUCACGAGAAAUACAACUUUGGAAAAGUGAUUUAAUCGAUGAAAAAACAGACUGGAAUAUUGUAUCCAUCGAAUUGGGUCGAAUCCAAAGUCCCUUCCAGGUUCUGUUUACAGGAAUAACUACCUUCAGAGUUUUUGAGUAUCAAAAACUUUCAAUAGAUUAUGUUAGAUUUGUUAAUUGUGGAUACGAAACUAUUGAAUCUAAAGAUCCUGAUUUGUUUUCAUGCUCAAAUGGCCAGAAAAUUGCUUCAAAUAGAGUAUGUGAUGCUUCCUUCGAUUGUGAAAUGGGAGAAGAUGAAGAAAACUGUGAUAAUCAAGUCUUUUCUUUUGAGCACAAUGAAUUAUUUCCUUGGUUCAAUGCUGCCAAUGUAUCUAAUUCAAAAUAUGAAUGGAUUGUCACUACAGGAGUGGGAACUAUUUCCUUGAAACCUACCCUUGACCAUACAAGAAGACUGCCCAGUGGUUCAUAUGCAUUUCUAUACGAAAAAAAUGACCAACACAAUAGCAAAAGUAUAAAUUCCCUUAUGGGUCCAGAGCUGAUCAAAACAGAAGGAUGUAAAAUUAGUUUCUACUAUUACCUAUCAUCGAAAUCACCUAAUUCAUCCCAAAUCAAUAUCUAUGCAAGUAACUCUGAUGAUAAAGUCCUUCUAGAAACAGUAAACGAUUUAUCAGAUUUUGGUUUUAAGCGUGUAAUGAUCGCCUUGGAUUCCGUUAUUAAACCGCCUUACAGAGUUUCAAUUGAAGGUGUUUUGGAUUCAAAUAAAGAAUCAUCUUUGAUAGCUAUUGAUGACAUUUCAUUUAACUCUGCCUGUUAUGGUAAAAGUAAAAGCAAACCAUCACCUAUUCCUCAACCUGGACCUGAACCUGAUAAAAAUUGUAAAGGAAAUGAAUUUUACUGUGAAGCUGAUAAAAAGUGCAUUGAUAUUGAGAAUACUUGUGAUUACAUAAAUGAUUGUUCUGACGGAGCUGAUGAAAAAAACUGUGGCUCUUGUGAUUUUGUUGAUGGUUUGUGUGGCUGGAGAAACGAAGGAUCAAAUCUUUGGUUACCAAUUAAUCGUUCAACAGCUGAACAAGAAGGAUUUCCGAAUCAAAUCUCAAAUCCUAGCACAUUUUUGAUUGCUACAAGUUCGCCAUCAGGUGGUUCAGUUGCAAUUAGAUCACCAUUAUUAGGAAAGACAAGUUCAAUUUGUUUGUUCAAAUUUAAAUAUCAUCUUUCAGAUCAAACAAAACUUAGUGUUAGAAAAAGACAAGAAAAUUCCUUGGUAUCCAAAACGAUUGUGGAAUUAUUGCAUGAUGGACCAGAUUCUUCUGAAUGGGUUGAUGAUCAAUUGGAAUUGAAUUCACUUGAUUAUAUUCAAUUUAUUCAAUUUGUUCUCGAUUCUCGGCCUUCUGAUCGAUUCUUUUUGUCCACUGGUCUAAGUAACUUCAACCUUUUAUAUUGUGUCAAUUUUGAUGCAUUUAAUUGUAAUUUUGAUACAAACACUUGUGGCUGGACUGAUGCAGGCUCCAAGGACCUCUCUUGGAAGCUGAUAACUAACACUAGUUUCACUGGCGAUGAAAAGACUAAAUUUGGUUUUGGUAAAUACAGUAAUCAAGAACAUCCAUCUUUCAUCAAUCUUGACAUCAAUCAUGAUCAUGAAGUGAAUUUAAUCCGAACUUUAACUUCACCAUGGCAAUAUGCUACCGAUGUAUUUUGUUUCUCAUUUGACUAUCGUUUAUUAGCAUUUGCUGAAACAGACCUCAGUUUAGUUAUCGAAACUCCAGGUGGUAUAAUGAGAACCUUAUUCAUGAAGAACAGUCAGCCCAAUUAUGGAUGGAAUCAAGCAAAAGUAACAAUUAAGAAUGUUUACGAGUUUCGUUUAACCUUUAAAGUUGAGAUGGGUUCAAAUGCAGGAGAUAAUGUCAUUUCUCUGGAUAAUUUCAAACUUUCAACCGAAUCAUGUGCUUUUCAUCAAGCUUCUUGCGAUUUCUCAACUGGUACAUGUGAUUGGGUGAACGAGGGAUGGACAAUUGUACAAAAACAAAUAGUACAAUCGGCUGAUGGACAAACAAGAAACUAUUAUUUACGCAACACUGGCAAUAAAGGGGCAAAAUUGACAUUGAAUAGUUUCGAUGAAGCUGAAUCUUCUAGAUGUUUGUCUUUUUGGUAUUCUCAUACAUUUAAUGUCUCUUCUGAGCUGCAGAUUAAUUCACUUAAAGGAGAUAAAAUUGUUUCGUCUGAAAUUGUUCCCUAUCAUGAGUUGGCUAAUGUUUGGAGUUAUUACGCAUCUUCUGUAAUGAUUAAAAAGGAUUAUAAAAUUUCUAUUGGAGCUAAACCAUUAGGAACUUUUGAUUCAGUUUAUCUUGAUGAUAUUACAUUGUAUAAUGAACCUUGUGAUAAUCCAGGAAACUGUGAUUUUGAUUUUGAUUCAUGUGGUUGGCAAAACAUAAAUAACGCUAAAUGGAGACGUAACAUUGGAGUGACCCCAUCAACGGACAACUCAUUAGCUGACCAGUUAAAUUUUGCUUUAAGAGGCUGGUUUUUAUUUGUCCGAAUGAAUGAGUUAGUCCAUGGAAAUUUGGCAACAUUGGAAAGUAUAAGGUUAAUCCAAACUCCUCCAGUCUGUUUAACAUUUAAUUAUCUCUUCACUUCUGGUCAGUCCAAUGAAGCCAAAAUCACAAUCAAAUCUGUUGAUUUACAAAAAGAUUCAACUUCAAGAAUAGAUGAAAUAGUUGAUGAUGGUACAAUCGAAUGGAUGAAUUUUGAAAAGACAAUCAGAUCAGGUUAUGCAUUUAAAAUUUUGUUAAUCGCAUCCGCAAGGACCAAUGCAUCUGGUGAUAUAGCGAUCGAUGAUAUUAAAUUUACUCCUGGAAAAUGUGCAAAUGAUAUAGAAACAACAACAGAACAAUUAACGACACAUCAAACAAGUGUAAUCACUGAAGAUACUCGACAUCCAACUCAGCCUACGGUCACUCCUUUGCCAAUUACAAUUCCAGACGAUACUAAAUCCAAUUCAACUUCAAAUCACGCACUUUCGUACUUAACUGCUAAUGCUUUAUUAAUCCUUAUGAAACAAAAUGCACAUAUAAUUGUUGGGAUUAUCGCUGUUGUUUGCAUGAUACUUCUACCAAUGGCAUUUGUUAUUCGUCAUCUACUAAAACCAGCCAAAUCUUAUCGAUCUGAUACUAAUAUAGCUAUGGAUAACAAAGUUUACGACAUCUAUUCAGGAUCUGGUCAUUCUUCAACAAAUGAUGAAAUGUAUGAAAACAUUGACAAUGAAUUGAGUUCAUCUUUACAAUUUGAGAUGAAAAAAAUUGCUGAAAGUGAAGGACUUUGAUAUUAUUGUAAAAUUUUCACUACUUUGUGACAUGUAAAUAUUAUGCUAAUACACCUAAAAGUUUAUAAAAAAAAGUUGAAUCUUUCAUUCGCGAAAAAAGACAAUUAAAAAUUUUAAAUCAA